AUGAAGGGCACCUCCAUUUUCCAGUUCAAGUCCUGGCCCAAUAUUCAUCAGCCCUUGCCGCGUACUCCUCGAGAGUCUCAACAACUCCUCAAUGCCCUCACCUCGUCCUUCCGUCGUCAGUUAGAUGGCGCAUAUCCCGCAUCAGGCAAUAAGGCGCGACCCCUCCCCAACCCUGAAUCAUCCGCCCAUGCCACAGAUCUACAUGUACAGAACAUCUUGGAUAAUCCCUUGUUCCGCAUUGUCCCUUCGCGGUCGGGUGCGCCCAUGCCAACCACUUUGCAUAGCGUGGAAGGUCAGCGGAAGCUUCUUGAACAGCCCAUGGUGGUACUGGAGCAGAUGGCGGCUGCUGGCACCCUCACUGCAGGUAUCAUCAAUGAUUGUCUCAGAUAUCAACUGUUGCUCUCCAAAUCACCUGAUCGUAUGAAGAACUCUCGAGCUGCUUCCCGGAUCGUUGAUUGGUAUUGGGCAUCAGAUGGUGCCUCCCGGCGGGCCCUCUUGCGUCUCCGCCCGGCGACAAUGUCGCUGACCAAAUUCAUGGUUGUGGAAGAAAUGCAUGACACAAUAAUGAAGUGGCUGCGGAUGAUCAUGGACCAAGAUCUAGGCAGCCAGAACGGCCACAUGACGGACGGGAUUGCGCGCCAAACUUUCAGCCACCUCCUGGUCGAUUUCGUGGACGCAGAGACCUUCUUCGGGAAGGGCUUGGAAUCGGCCGUAUUACAGUACCUACUUGUGUGCCAUAUGCAUUUCAAGAGCACACCCUCCAACAAGUCGAGAAACCCAAUGCUGUUGGCUGCAGCUGCCCAUUUGAACCGCAUCUCAAUGGAGAACAAGCCUACUAAUACGCAGAUCACGGCGGCAGUAUAUGACCAGUACCAAGAUAUGGUUUCUCUUUUGUCUCCUCAGUCCUUGUUACUAGCAUCCGUGGCGAUUUCUCAUCCAGCACAACCCAACCCUCGUCCAUUCUUGAACUUCGUGGCCAAUCUUUCACUAAGCAAGUUCCAAGCGUGGAACAAGCAGAGACGUGACGCUUUCUUUGAUAUUGGCUCGGAGGCUCUUCGGGUGCUCGUCGAACAGAAGGAAUUCAACCGCAUUUCCCAGCUAGAGCGGCACAUCUCCCGAUUGCUGCCGGCAGAAACACCAAACUCAGCUGCUGAAAAGUCACAUGCAUCAACUGAGGAGGAGUUGGCUCGCCUCAACUUGGGCUUCACCUGA
Penicillium salamii is the source of this 1212-nucleotide messenger RNA. The record is from the annotation of a GenBank genome assembly. NCBI's taxonomy places the organism in Eukaryota, Fungi, Ascomycota, Eurotiomycetes, Eurotiales, Aspergillaceae.